Messenger RNA from Caenorhabditis angaria, 12396 nucleotides. The record is from the annotation of a GenBank genome assembly. Lineage: Eukaryota; Metazoa; Nematoda; Chromadorea; Rhabditida; Rhabditidae.
AUGAUAUUCCGAAGAAAGCUGUGCACAAUUUCUAGAUUUUCCCGAAUUUGUGAGAAGGAUUUGAAGGUUUUCGAGGGGAUUUUGGGGAAGGAUGCGGUUUUGACAGAGGAUAUUGAGAUGUUUACACAGGAUUGGACGAAACAGUUUAAAGGUGAGGUUUUUGGCGGAGAAAUUUUUGAUUUUUUGAAGUUUUGAGGCGUUGUAUGGUCAAGAAUACUAUCAUUUUUUGAAAAAUCAAAAAAAUGUUAUGAAAAUUUUGAAACAGUCAAUUUUUUUUACUGAAAAAUUCAUUUUCGAACAAUUUUUUUCCAGAAACAGUUGAGAAUCAAUUUUCAAAAUUCCCCAAAAAAAAUUAUGAAAACUUUGAAACAGUCAAUUUUUUUUGGAUUAAAAAAUUCAUUUUUGAACUUUUUUUUCAAAUUUAAAAUUGUUCAAUCAUAAAUUUCGUAACAUAUCAAUUUUCAAAAAUCAAAGACAAAAUUAUAGAAAUUUUGAAACAGUCAAUUUUUUUUGGAUAAAAAUUUGAUUUUUGAACAAUUUUUUGAAAUGAAAAUUGUUCAAUUAUCAAUUUUCAGAAGUCAUCACAAAAUUUAUAGAAAUUUUGAAACAGUAAAUUUUUUUUAAUCAAAAAUUGUCAAAAUUUACCUUCUAAAAUGGAAGCAUUUUUCAAAAAUCACCAAAAAAAUUGCGAAAAUUUUGAAACAGUAAAUUUUUUUAAGUUGAAAAAUUCAUUUUUGAACAAUUUUUUGAAUUCGAAAUUCCAACAGAACGGGUGAAAAUCAAUUUUCAAAAUUCCCCCCAAAAAAAUAUGAAAAUUUUGAAACAGUAAUUUUUUAAAUUUAUAAUUCCCAACGACAAAUUACGUUCCUACAUCAAUUUUCAAAAAUCACAAAAAAAAUUUUAUAGAAAUUUUGAAACAGUCAAUUUUUUUUGGACUGAAAAAUUGAUUUUUGAACAAUCUUUCGAAUUUAAAAUUUUACAAAGGCAUAUUCCGUUAAUUUAUCAAUUUUUAAAAAUUCCCAAAAAAAUUAUGAAAAUUUUGAAACAGUCAAUUAUUUUGGAUGAAAAAUUCAUUUUUGGACAAUUUUUUGAAUUCAAAAUUCAGACAGAUAACGUUUGAAUAUCAAUUUUCAAAAAUCACUAAAAAAUUAUGAAAAUUUUGAAACAGUCAAUUUUUUUCGAUUAAAAAAUUCAUUUUUGAAUUUGAAAUCGUUCAAUUCGUUUUCAAUUUCGUUAAUUUAUCAAUUUUUAAAAAUUCCCAAAAAAAAUUAUAGAAAUUUUAAAACAGUCAUUUUUUUGGAUUAAAAAAUUGAUUUUUUAACAAUUUUUUGAAUUUAAAAUUGUUCAAUUCGUUUUCAAUUUCGUUAAUUUAUCAAUUUUUAAAAAUUCCCAAAAAAUUAUAGAAAUUUUGAAACAGUAAAUUUUUUAAUUGAAUUUUUUGAAAAUUAAAAAUUGUCAAAAUUUGCCUGCUAAAAUGGAAAUUCAAAAAUUACAAAGAAAAAUUAUGAGAAUUUUGAAACAGUAAUUUUUUUUAAAUAAAAAAAAGUCAAUAAAAAUUUUCAAACGUGAAAUAUUUUUCACGUGUUUUUUUAUUUCAUUUCUUAUUCUUUGCAGGCCGCGGAAGUGCUGUUCUCUCGCCAAAAUCAACCGAAGAAGUGUCUGCAAUUUUGGCGCAUUGUUCAAAACAAAAAUUGGCAGUGGUGCCGCAGGCCGGAAAUACUGGAUUGGUUGGUGGAUCCACGCCGGUGCACGAUGAGGUAAAUUUGUCUAGAAAUUUGUUAAAAUCAAUUUUAAAAAUAGAAGCUGUAAAUAUUCAUGAAACUUCUGAAACAGUAAAAUUUUUCACUGGAUUUUCGGGUUUUUGUCGAAUCCAUAUCAAAAAUUUGGGAAAAAACAUUUAUUUAUAUGAAAAUUUUGAAACAGUAAAAUUUUAUAGAUAAUUCUCUCAAUCAACCACAUCAAUAAGCAAUUUUCCUUCGACUCAACAAUGGGAAUUCUUCAAUGCGACGCUGGUUUCAUUCUGCAAGAACUCGACGAAAAAUUGCACACUUUUGGAUAUAUGAUGCCUUUUGAUUUGGGAGCCAAGGGAUCGUGUAGAAUUGGCGGGAAUAUUGCGACUUGUGCUGGAGGUGGGCCGGUUUUUUUAAUACCGAAUUUGGUUAGGGUUAAAUAGGGUAGAAUUCCACGUGGCAAAAAUUUGAAUCCGAAGUUUUCGCGCGAAAAAUCAACGUGUCAAAAAAUUUAAAUCCUAAUUUUUUUGUCAAAAAUUUGAAUUUCUAACUUUUCUUUUCAAAAUGUCUCGUUCGAUUUUCUAACCCAAAAUCCACGUGGAAAAUUCAAAUUCGAAGUUUUUCUGGAAAUUCACGUGGCAAGACUUUGAGUUCAAAUAUGGUCUUCUAAAUUUCCUGAAAAAAUAUUUUUUCAAAUUUUUUUCUCAAAAAAUUCAAACUGCUCUCUAAAUUUCCUCACAAAUCUCGAAAAUCCUCAAUUUCCUCCAGGUCUUCGACUUGUUCGCUAUGGAAGCCUUCACGCCCAUCUACUCGGUCUUACUGUAGUUUUGCCAGACGAAAAGGGAACAAUUUUGGAAUUGGGAUCAGCGAUUCGAAAAGACAACACCUCAUUUCACACACCGCAUUUGUUUUUGGGAAGCGAAGGAAUGUUGGGAGUGAUUACGAAUGUGACAAUGACGGCGGUGCCGAAACCGUUGAGUGUACAAAGUGCUAUGUUGGGUGAGGAAUUUUUGGGGCUGAAAAUUCUGGAAAUGUUGAUUUUCACAAAUUCUCAGUGUUUUCAUGAUUUUCAGCACAAAAUUUUGAUCUAGAAACUUUAAUUUUUUUUGCUGUUUCAAAAAAAUUAUAAAAAAUGUUUAUAUUUUUCGAAAUUGAUAGUUUAGCUAUUUCGUGCUCUCAUAUCUGAAAUUUUGUGCUGAAAAGUCUGGAAAUGUUCAUUUUUAGAAAUUCUGAGUGCUUUCAUGAUUUUCAGCGCGAAAAUUUGAUCUGGAAACUUUGAUUUUUUCACUGUUUCAAAAAAUUUAUAAGAAAUGAUUAUAUAUUUCGAAAUUCAUUAUUCCUAAGUAGUCCUUUUUAUAUGUAAAAUUUUGCGCUGAAAAUCUUGGAAUUGUUCAUUUUCAAAAAUUCUAAGUGCUUUCAUGAUUUUCAGGACAAAAUUUUGAUUUAGAAACUUUUAUUUUUUUUACUGUUUCAAAAUUUUUAUAAUUUUUUUCUACAGUUUUCGAAAAUUACUAUUUUUUGGUAAGCCUAUUUAUAUGUAAAAUUCAGCGCUGAAAAUCCUGGAAUCUGAAAUGUCGUUUUCAGAAAUUCUGAGUGUUUUCAUGAUUUUCAGCGCGAAAAUUUGAUCUGGAAACUUUGAUUUUUUCACUGUUUCAAAAAAUUUAUAAGAAAUGAUUAUAUAUUUCGAAAUUCAUUAUUCCUAAGUAGUCCUUUUUAUCAGAGUUCCGAAUUUGCAACACCUUGAAACCGUUUUAUACCGACACCUCACACUGUGUCGGUUUCAUUAGGGUGUCGUUAAACGACACCCGAGUGAAACCCAUCCUCGUUGAAUGACACCCUAAUGAAACCCAUUGCUGAAAUAUCGCAUUGAAGUUGAAAUUUUUGUAAAUCGUCUGAAAAUGAGUUUUUGAGUAGGGUGAAGCUUGAAUUUCAGCUUCUUCUAUCACUUUAAGCUUAAGCUUCAACCCAGAAGCUGUUAUCAGUAAUUAUCAGUGAAAUUUCAAAAUUAUCAGAAUGAGCUGGGAGUUGGAGGAAAUGAUGUUUGGUGAUUGCAGAUGACAUUUUUGAUAAGUUUAGAGCUCCAGCUUCAUCUCAGAAGCUCUUAUCAGUCCUUAUCACUAAAUUAUCAAUAUGCUCGGAUUGAGCUCAAACUUGCAGAAAAUGAUGUCUGGGGCUAGUAGAGACUAUUUUUGAUAACUUUAUACAUCAAGCUUCAUCUCAAAAGCUCUUAUCACCUGUUCAUCACUAAAUUAUCAAUAUCAUCUGAUAAGGCUGAAAAUCGGGAUUUUUGGGUUUUCGAGUAUGGGGAAUCGUGUGCUGAUAAUCAUUUUGUCUGAAAACCACUCUUAAAGGACCCCAUCACUCAAAAAAAUUUUUUUGGAAAAAUUAUGUUUCGGCGUUUUUCGGUACGGGAAGUCAUGUGGAGCUGAUCAAUCGACUCAAAACUCGUUUUUAAAGGCAGUAAACAUGAAACAAUUAAUUUUUUUUAAAUUUCAAGAUUAGUGGUUUUUCGGUAAGCGGAACAUCGUGGUAAUACCCAUUUGACCUAAAAAUGACUUUUAAAGGUACAGUCCGACCAAAAAAUAUUUUUUAUGGAAACUAGGUUUUUUGAUAUGGUGAUCAUUGUGCUGACAUUGAUUCGGUUCGAAAAUGGUUUUUUAUGUUAAAAAAAACUCAAAAAAAGUAAUAACCUGAAAUAUGCCUUUGAAAACCAUUUUCGAACCGAAUCAAUGUCAGCACAAUGAUCACCAUAUCAAAAAACCUAGUUUCCAUAAAAAAUAUUUUUUGGUCGGACUGUACCUUUAAAAGUCAUUUUUAGGUCAAAUGGGUAUUACCACGAUGUUCCGCUUACCGAAAAACCACUAACCUUGAAAUUUAAAAAAAAAUUAAUUGUUUCAUGUUUACUGCCUUUAAAAACGAGUUUUGAGUCGAUUGAUCAGCUCCACACGACUUCCCGUACCGAAAAACGCCGAAACAUAAUUUUUCCAAAAAAAUUUUUUUUUGAGUGAUGGGGUCCUUUAAGAGUGGUUUUCAGACAAAAUGAUUAUCAGCACACGAUUCCCCAUACUCGAAAACCCAAAAAUCCCGAUUUUCAGCCUUAUCAGAUGAUAUUGAUAAUUUAGUGAUGAACAGGUGAUAAGAGCUUUUGAGAUGAAGCUUGAUGUAUAAAGUUAUCAAAAAUAGUCUCUACUAGCCCCAGACAUCAUUUUCUGCAAGUUUGAGCUCAAUCCGAGCAUAUUGAUAAUUUAGUGAUAAGGACUGAUAAGAGCUUCUGAGAUGAAGCUGGAGCUCUAAACUUAUCAAAAAUGUCAUCUGCAAUCACCAAACAUCAUUUCCUCCAACUCCCAGCUCAUUCUGAUAAUUUUGAAAUUACACUGAUAAUUACUGAUAACAGCUUCUGGGUUGAAGCUUAAGCUUAAAGUGAUAGAAGAAGCUGAAAUUCAAGCUUCACCCUACUCAAAAACUCAUUUUCAGACGAUUUACAAAAAGUUCAACUUCAAUGCGAAAUUUCAGCAAUGGGUUUCAUUAGGGUGUCAUUCAACGAGGAUGGGUUUCACUCGGGUGUCGUUUAACGACACGCUCAGAGAAUAAGAACGGAAAUCCAGUGGACAAAGUCCUCCGCUGGAGUCCCGAAAUAGCGAAUUUCGGAAUUCCGUCGGAGAGAUCUCUCCGGCGGACUUCCAGAUUUGUUUUUUUGCCAGAACGACAAAAACGGACUCCAAAACUUGGAAAACCAGUGGAGAACAUUGUCCGCUGGAGUUCCGGUAUGAUUUUCGGCUUUCUUUUGGAAUUCCAGCGGAGAAUUCUCUCCACCGGAGUUACCAAUUGUGUCCAGAAAGACUACGGCGGAGAGAAGAAGUGAACUUUUGACUUUUGAGUUGAAACUUCAAUUUUCAUGUUUUUUCUAUAAGGUUUUCGGUUAGACGUUGAGGAACAAACUUUUUAAUUAGACGACGAAAUUGUGAACGGAAAAAUGAAUAUUUGAAAAGUUUUAGUUCGUGAAAUUAAUGAAGUUCCUCCCAACUUCAAAGACUGGAAAACAGUUGCCUCAUUAUGAUUUUACGAACUAAACUUACUCGUUUCUGAUAGAAAAAAAGUUGUACUGUAAUUUCUAUAUAGAAUAUUGUUUGAAUUUCUCACAUCAAAGCUAUUGAUAAAAAUUAGAUUCUGAAUUCAAUAAAAUUAUAAUUUUUUCUAGUUAAAGUCUGGUAUAAUUUCAAGGAAACAUUUGAAUACCUGUUCAGGAAGUUUUAUCAUAUCUUUUCUUAAAGUAUUCAUGAAUUAGAAAAUUUAAAUCAGCCUGAGAAAAUUUUUCGUUACUUUUCAAGUGAAAAUUAUAAGCACAUGUUUCGAAAAUUGAAAUUUCAGCACUCUUCUACGAACAUUUUUAAAUCAAAAAACUUAAGAUUAAAAUGUUUAAUUUUGACUCUCUGGAGUUAAAAACAUCUAUUCUCUAUGUUUUUCAAGAAAUAUUUGGAAAACUAGAUAAAUCUCAUAUGAAACAGCUUUCAAAUAAUUAAUUUUAAUCCUUAAAUAGCUAAUAUAUGGGUCAAAAGUACGAACAUAUACAAAUUCGGCUGAUACUAAUUAUAUAAACACCAAUCGCCGUCGCUGUUUCUACGCGCGUGGAUGGUGUAUUUGGGUGAAUGGCUGCCUAUUGAUCCACCCUCAAUAGCCAGGUUCGAUCCCCGCUAGUGGCAGAUCAAAACAGACUACUUCGAAAUCAAACCGACUUAUCAUAAAUCAGUUUCAGAUGCUUCAAAUAGGUUCCAGAUGACAAAAACAGCUUCAGAUAGAAGCCCCAUCAACCUCAUAUUUUCCUUUUUAAUUUUGAAAAUUUUGCCUCCCGGAGCUCCGGCGGAGAGUUUUCGGACUUCCGGCGGAGAGUUUUCGGACUUCCAGCGGUGGUAGAAUGGAAUUCCGGUUUCUCUCCGCCGGAACUCCGGCAACUCUCCACUGGUCUUCCGUUCUUAUUCUCUGAGACCCUAAUGAAACCGACACAGUGUGAGGUGUCGGUAUAAAACGGUUUCAAGGUGUUGCAAAUUCGGAACUCUGCUUUUUAUAUGUAAAAUUUUGCGCUGAAAAUCUUGGAAUUGUUCAUUUUCAAAAAUUCUAAGUGCUUUCAUGAUUUUCAGGACAAAAUUUUGAUUUAGAAACUUUUAUUUUUUUUACUGUUUCAAAAUUUUUAUAAUAUUUUUCUACAGUUUCCGAAAAUUACACCUUUUUAUUAAGCCAAUUUAUAUAUAAAAUUUCGCGCUGAAAAUUCUGGAAAUAUUAAUUUUCAGAAAUACUGAUUGCUUUCAUGAUUUUCAGCGCAAAAUUUUAUUUUUUAAAAAUUUAUUUUUUUUACUGUUUCAAAAAAUGCAUAAGGAAUGUUUAUAUAUUUCGAAAAUCAUUAGCUUUCAAUAGACCAAUUUAUACUAAAAUUUUCGCGCUGAAAAUCCUGAAAAUGUUCAUUUUCAGAAAUUUUGAGUGCUUCCAUGAUUUUCAGCGCAAAAUCUUGAUCUAGAAACUUUAAAUUUUUUUACUGUUUCAAAAAAUUCAUAAGAAAUAUAUUUAUUUUUUGGAAAUCACUUUCAUUUUUGAAAUUUUGCGCUGAAAAUCAAGAAAAUCUUCAUUUUCAGAAAUUCUAAGUGCUUUCAUGAUUUUCAGCGAAAAAACUUGAUCUAGAAACUUUUUUUUUUACUGUUUCAAAAUUUUUAUAAAGAUUUUCUAUAGUUUUCGAAAAUGAUAUUUUAGCUUCUUGACGCUCUUAUAUCUGCAAUUUUGCGCGGAAAACCCUGGAAAUGUUCAUUUUCAGAAAUUCUAAGUGCUUUCAUGAUUUUCAGCACGAAAUUUUGAUCUAGAAAUUUUGAUUUUUCACUGUUUCAAAAAAUUCAUAAGGAAUGUUUAUAUUUUACAAAAAUCAUUCUCAUACCCAAAAGUUUCGCGCUGAAAAUUCUGAAAAUCUUCAUUUUCAGAAAUUCUAAGUGCUUUCAUGAUUUUCAGCACGAAAUUUUGAUCUAGAAAUUUUGAUUUUUCACUGUUUCAAAAAAUUCAUAAGGAAUGUUUAUAUUUUACAAAAAUCAUUCUCAUACCCAAAAGUUUCGCGCUGAAAAUUCUGAAAAUCUUCAUUUUCAGAAAUUCUAAGUGCUUUCAUGAUUUUCAGCGUAAAAUUUUGAUCUAGAAAUUUUUAUUUUUCACUGUUUCAAAAUUUUUAUAAUUUUUUUCUACAAUUUUCGAAAAUUACUAUUUUUUGGUAAGCCUAUUUAUAUGUAAAAUUCAGCGCUGAAAAUCCUGGAAUCUGAAAUUUCGUUUUCAGAAAUUCCCACUGCUUUCAUGAUUUUCAGCGCAAAAUUUUGAUCUAGAAACUUUAAUUUUUUUUACUGUUUCAAAAAAUUUAUAAGAAAUGGAUAUAUAUUUCGAAAAUCAUUGAGAAUUUGACAUAUGAGAAAUUUUGCGCUAAAAAUACUGGAAAUGUUCAUUUUCAGAAAUUCUGAGUGUUUUCAUGAUUUUCAGCACAAAAUUUUGAUCUAGAAACUUUAAUUUUUUUUACUGUUUCAAAAAAUUUAUAAGAAAUGGAUAUAUAUUUCGAAAAUCAUUGAGAAUUUGACAUAUGAGAAAUUUUGCGCUAAAAAUACUGGAAAUGUUCAUUUUCAGAAAUUCUGAGUGUUUUCAUGAUUUUCAGCGCAAAAUUUUGAUCUAGAAACUUUUAUUUUUCUGUUUCAAAAAUAAUAAUAAUGAGUAUUUAUAUUUUUAGAAAAUGAUUUGCCAGCUUCUCUGCACUCUCAUAUCUGAAAUUUUGCGCUGAAAAUUCUGGAAAUGUUCAUUUUCAGAAAUUCUAAGUGCUUUCAUGAUUUUCAGCACAAAAUUUUGAUCUAGAAACUUUAAAUUUUUUUACUGUUUUAAAAAUUUUAUAAUUUUUUUCUACAAUUUUCGAAAAUUACUAUUUUUUGGUAAGCCUAUUUAUAUGUAAAAUUCAGCGCUGAAAAUCCUGGAAUCUGAAAUGUCGUUUUCAGAAAUUCUGAGUGUUUUCAUGAUUUUCAGCACAAAAUUUUGAUUUAGAAACUUUAAUUUUUUACUGUUUCAAAAUUUUCAUAAGAAAUGAUUAUAUAUUUCGAAAUUCAUUAUUCCUAAGUAGUCCUUUUUAUCAGAGUUCCGAAUUUGCAACACCUUGAGCUGACUUUCAUAUGUGAAAUUUUGCGCUGAAAAUCCUGAAAAUGUUCAUGUUUAGUAAUUCUCAAUGUUUUCAUGAUUUUCAGCACAAAAUUUUGAUCUAGAAACUUUAAUUUUUCACUAUUUCAAAAAAUUUAUAAGAAAUGUUUAUAUUUCACGAAAAUCAUUCACAUACCCUAAAUUUUGUGCUGAAAAUCCUGGAAAUGUUCAUUUUCAGAAAUUCUCAGUGUUUUCAUGAUUUUCAGCGCAAAAUUUUGAUGUGGAAACUUUAAUUUUUUUUACUGUUUCAAAAUUUUUAUAAUUUUUUUCUAUAGUUUUCGAAAAUUACUCACUUUUAGUAGGCGAAUUUAUACUUGAAAUUUUACGCUGAAAAUCCAGGAAAUGUUGAUUUUCAGAAAUUCUGAGUGUUUUCAUGAUUUUCAACACAAAAUUUUGAUUUAGAAACUUUAAUUUUUUACUGUUUCAAAAUUUUCAUAAGAAAUGGAUAUAUAUUUCGAAAAUGAUAUUCCAGUUACUUCCCCUAUUAAUAUGUAAAAUUUCGCGCUGAAAAUCGUGGAAAUUUUAUUUUCAGAAAUCCUGAGUGCUGCUAUGAUUUUCAGCGCAAAAUUCUGAUUCAGAAACUUUUAAUUUUUUUUACUGUUUCAAAAUUUUCAUAAAAAAUUUCUAUAGUUUUCAAAAAUCAUUAGCUGACUUUCAUAUGUGAAAUUUUGUGCUGAAAAUCCUGGAAAUGUUCAUUUUCAGAAAUUCUCAGUGUUUUCAUGAUUUUCAGCGCAAAAUUUUGAUGUGGAAACUUUAAUUUUUUUUACUGUUUCAAAAUUUUUAUAAUUUUUUUCUAUAGUUUUCGAAAAUUACUCACUUCUAAUAGGACAAUUUAUAUUUAAAAUGUUAUGCUGAAAAUCCUGGAAUCUGAAAUUUCGUUUUCAGAAAUUCUGAAUGCUUUCAUGGUUUUUUUUUCAAAAUUUUGAUCUAGAAACUUUUCAUUUUUUCACUGUUUCAAAAAAUUCAUAAGAAAUGUUUAUAUUUUUCAAAAGUCACUAACUUUCCAAUUUAUACUUAAAAUUUUGCGCUGAAAAUCCUGGAAAUAUUCAUUUUCAGAAAUUUUCAGUGUUUUCAUGAUUUUCAGCCCAAAAUUUUGAUCUAGAAACUUUACAUUUUUUUACUGUUUCAAAAAAUUCAUAAGAAAUGUUUAUAUAGUUUUCAAAAAUCAUUGACUUUCCAAUUUAUACUCCAAAUUUCGCGCUGAAAAUCGUGGAAUUGUUCAUUUUCAGAAAUUUUCAGUGUUUUCAUGAUUUUCAGCGCAAAAGUUUGAUCUAGAUAUCUUUAUUUUUUCACUGUUUCAAAAUUUUCAUUAAAAUUUUCUAUAGUUUUCGAAAAUUGCUCACUUUUAGUAGGCUGAAAAUCCUGGAAAUGUUAAUUUUCAGAAAUUCUAAGUGCUUUCAUGAUUUUCAGCGCAAAAUUUUGAUAUAGAAACUUUAAUAGGCUUAAAAUUUUGCGCUGAAAAUCCUGAAAAUGUAAAUUUUCAGGUCUGCAAACCUUCACAGAUUGUCAAAAAAUCCUGCGUCUCGCCAAAUCUCGUCUCUCCGAAAUCCUCUCAAGUUUCGAAUUUCUCGAUGCUCAAAUCUUUGAAUGCCUCGAGGAAAAUCUGCAACUCAAAAGAGUGUUGCCCACCGAAACACCGUUCACAAUUCUCGUCGAAACAUCGGGUUCGAAUUCGGAACAUGAUCAGGAGAAAGUUGGGCGGUUUUUGGAGGAAUGUAUGGAAAAUGGUUGGGUGACUGAUGGUAUUUUGGUGAGGAUUUUUUUGAGACCAAAUAUGCCUGGGUUACUGUAGUUUUUCCCGCCAAAAAUUGAAAUUUGAAUAUGCGAUUUUUUGAGACCAAAUUUGCCUGGGUUACUGUAGUUUUUCCCGCCAAAAAUUGAAGUUUGAAAAUGCGAUUUUUUGAGACCAAAUAUGGCUGGGUUACUGUAGUUUUUCCCGCCAAAAAUUGAAUUUCAAAAAUUUCCGACCGGGAAAAUAUACGUUUCAAAUUUUUUUAAAUUUAAAUUCGCGCUUGAAAUUCAGUAUUCAAAUUUUGAAAAUUCGAAUUUUCCCGCCAAAAAUUCCAACUCUACAGUAACCCUAGGCGCGAAAAUUUUUUAUCUGAAAAAAUGGGAUCUUUUUGAGACCAAAUAUGCCUGGGUUACUGUAGUUUUUCCCGCCAAAAAUCCCAAAUCUACAGUAACCCUAACCGUAUUUGGUCUCAAAACGAUCGCAUUCUCAAAUCCACCCCAAAUUUCCAGGCAGAAUCCGCGGCCGAUGCCGCAAAAAUGUGGCAAGUUCGCGAAAGUGCCCCGCUUGCCACGUCACGCGAUGGUUAUGUUUACAAACACGACGUUUCGCUGCCGCUGGAGCAUUUUUAUGAGUUGACCGAAGUUGUACGCCGAAAAUUUGGCGGAAAAACGAAACGAAUUGUGACGUGGGGACAUUUGGGUGAUGGAAAUAGUCAUUUGAAUAUUACUAGCGAGAAAUUUGAUGAGGAAUUGUAUAAAAAGUGAGUUGGAUUACUGUGGGUACAGUACUCCUGGAGUACUGUAGUUUUUUUUUUGGGAGAAAUUUAGUAUAAAAAUGAAGCUCUUGGAAUUCUCUACAAAAUGAGCUACAGUACUCCCGGGUUACUGUAGUUUCUGGAAAAAAAUGAGUCGAAAAAAAUGUAUAGAGUUUUUGAAAUUAUCUACAAAACAAGGUACAGUACUCCUGGGGUACUGUAGAAAUUUCUAACUAAAUCUAGAAUUAAAAUGAAGCUCUUUGAAUUCUCUACAGAAUGAGCUACUCCCUAGGUUUACUGUAGGUACAGUACUCUAGGAUUACUGUAGUUUCUGGUAAAAAAAACCGAAAAAAAAUCCAAGAGAGUUCUUUUACAAAUUGAGCUACAGUACUCUUUGAUUACUGUAGCUACCGUUUUUCUGUAGUACUGUAGAAUUUUAAUUUAAAAAUUAGUAUCAAAUAGCUUGAAAUGGUCUACAGUACUCGAGGAUUACUGUAGGACUCCUAACAAAAUCUAGUAUCAAAAUGAAGCUUCUCAAAUUCUUUAAAAAAUGAACUACAGUACUCCAAGAUUACUGUAGGAUUCUCAAGCCGAAUCUAGUAUCAAAAUAAAGCUACAGUACUCCUAGAUUACUGUAGAUUUUUCUAUCCAAAUCUAGUGUCAAAAUGAAGCUCUAAAAUUGAUCUACAGUACUCCCGGGUUACUGUAGGAUGCUCAAGCCGAAUCUAGUAUCAAAAUAAAGCUACAGUACCCCCUAGAUUACUGUAGAUACAUAUAUUUGCAGUCUCUACCCAUUUCUGUAUGAAUGGGUCGUUUCACACGGUGGUUCAAUAUCAGCCGAACACGGGAUCGGUCGCCUCAAACUACCGUACUCCAACUACGGUAAAUCACCAGCCGAACGAAAAUUGUGCCAAAAUUUGAAACAUUUGUUCGACCCGCACGGUAUUCUAAAUCCAUACAAAUUUUUAGCCACAACAACUGAAUAA